Ochlerotatus camptorhynchus is the source of this 5418-nucleotide messenger RNA. RefSeq names its product P-element somatic inhibitor (gene Psi). Lineage: Eukaryota; Metazoa; Arthropoda; Insecta; Diptera; Culicidae. Gene Ontology annotation, cellular component: nucleus; cytoplasm. The coding region runs from base 561 to 2726 and encodes 721 amino acids. The transcript has 7 exons. Gene Ontology annotation, molecular function: mRNA binding. Gene Ontology annotation, biological process: regulation of alternative mRNA splicing, via spliceosome; mRNA processing; regulation of DNA-templated transcription. The record is from RefSeq and is a predicted model, not a curated record.
UCGAAACCCGACCGCCGCGUCAUUCAUCAGUUUUCUCUUGCCGUGAGUGGGUCUUGCUUCUUGUGUGAUGUGCGGAAAAAUUGUGUCCAUACCCGUGCCCAGCAGCAGUAGCAGCAGAUUAUUCAUCCAUGAGCAGCGCUACCUUUUUUCUUUAGUUUUUUGUUAAGUUUUCGGCCGACAAUCGGUUUUCUUCAGUUUUUUGUUCCGGCACUAGUGGCUUCAGAGCACUCGUUCCGAUGAAAAGACGGGUCAAAAGUAGUGAAAAGUCCCUUUCCCGACGAUAGGAAUUUUUAGUGCCAAGAAAAAGUGGAAGAAAAAGUGGCGGAAGAAGGCUGCAGUCGACGACGGCGCGACGAAAAACGGACCAUAAUUUUUAGUGCUCUGCGGAUGUUCAAGCACUGAAUAGUGGAAAUCAAAGCCAAGCUGCAGCUACGGCGACAAAACGACGACGACGACGGCGGAAAAGCGCGUUGUGUGUGUGAGAGGCGAGAAAAAGUGUUCUGGGUGUGCAAUUUCCGUGCGAGGAACAUUUUUACUUUAUUGGUUUAUUUAUUUUAAUAAUGAGUGAUUAUUCCAAUCAGAACUCGCAAAAUUUUAGUCAAUCGUCAGCAUUUGCAGCCGCUUUACAGAGAGCUAAACAAAUUGCAGCUAAAAUACACCCGGGUGGUAACCAACCGGUUAAGAGAUCGAUUGAGGACGACUCGGGACCAGAAUCGAAAAAGUUUGGUGCACAGCCUGAUUAUAAUAAUGCCCAUUCGCCGACUGGCAUGAGUCCAGCUGCUCUGCAAGCCGCUGCUCAAGCUGCAGCCGUAGCCGCACGUUUAUCGCAAAUCAACAACAACUCAAACUCAACCGCCGCUGGAGCACAGGAUCCAGUCCAGAGAGCACGUGACCUUAUUAGCAAGAUGGUGAACCCACAGGGAGGCGCCGGCCAAAAUGGCCCAAUGGACAAUGGCAACCAUGGCGCUGCAGGAGGCGGCGGUGGCCGCGGAGGUUUCGGUGGUGGUCCAUCCAACUUCAACAACCAACCCUUCCAAGAGAUUAUGAUUCCCGGUUCCAAGGUGGGCCUGAUUAUCGGCAAGGGAGGCGAAACGAUUAAACAACUGCAGGAGAAAUCCGGCGCCAAGAUGGUCAUCAUUCAGGACGGACCAGGACAGGAGAUGGAGAAACCAUUGCGCAUUUCCGGCGAUCCACAGAAGGUGGAACAUGCCAAACAGCUGGUCUACGACCUCAUACAAGAAAAGGACAACUACAACACGCAACGACAGACCAUGAAUGGAACAGAACAGGCUGAAGUAUUCGUUCCCAAGUCGGCAGUUGGCGUUGUCAUCGGAAAGGGAGGUGACAUGAUCAAGAAGAUUCAAGGCGAAUCUGGCUGCAAGCUGCAGUUUAUCCAAGGUCGUGGUGACGGACCGGGUGACCGGCGUUGCAUUGUACAGGGUUCCAGAGCACAGGUCGAAGAGGGAAAACGAAUGAUCGAGGAGCUGAUCGAAAGCGUCCAACGUCGUGAGCAGGGCGGUGGUGGACGUGGAGGUCGAGGUGAGCGAGAUGAACGCGGAGAUCGGGGAGACCGGCCGCACCGUGGUGGCCGAGAAGGCCACGACAACGGAAACAGUGGACAGUACGGAAACGACUUCAGUGGUCCACAAGUCACACGAGAAGAGUACACGUUCACGGUUCCGGUUAACAAGUGUGGUAUUAUCAUUGGCCGCGGUGGAGACACCAUCAAGCAAAUCAACCAGCAGUCGGGAGCCCACACCGAAAUGGACCGUAAAGCGUCAGCCAAUCAGACGAACGAGAAAACAUUUACCACCAAGGGUGAACCGCACCAGAUCGAGGAAGCGAAGCGAUUGAUCCAGGAGAAAAUCAACAUGGAAGUCAAUUUGGUCUAUGUUGGAUCUUCGACAGCUCCCGCCCAACAGUAUCAAAACAACGGCGGUGGUGGCGGCGGCGGCGGUCAGAAUGCCUACGGUCAGAGCUGGGGCGGCUAUCAGCAGCAGUCUUGGGAUCAGGCACCGCAGGUGCAAGCCAGUGCGGCCUCAGCUGCGGCAGUGCAACAGCAACAGCAACCUGGUGGUGGUGGACAAGCGGAUUACUCCCAACAGUGGAUUGAAUACUAUCGACAAAUGGGAAUGCACCGUGAGGCAGAGAUGAUCGAACAACAGGUCAAGGCGCGACAGGCAGCAGCAUCGCAACAGGGAGCAGCGGCGGCCGUUGCAGCGACAGUCCAGACAACACAAGCUAAUCAAACUGUCCAAGGUACGCCAGUCGUUGCAACGAGUAAUGCCGGAGCGCAACAGCCGAGCGGUGGUGGCGGCGGAAGCGGUGGCGGUGGCCAAGCGGACUACAGCGCUGAAUGGGCCGAGUAUUACCGAAGGCUCGGUAGGAUCGACGAAGCCGAAGCGAUCGAGAAGCAAAUCGCUGCUAACAAGGUCGUACCGGCACAGGCUGGCGGUGGAGGUCAACCGGGAGUUGCUGCCGGGCAACAGUUUAGUGCUGCUGGUGGGGCGCCUGGUGGUGGUAAUCCUCAGCAGAUGGCAGCACAGCAAGCGGCCGCUGCCGGUGGUUACAAUGCCCAACAGUACCAGCAGUACUAUGCGGGGGCAGCCGCCGCCGGAGGACAACCGGGAGGAUACCAGGGCUAUCCGUAUGGAGGCGGAUAUCCGGGACAGCAAGGUGGGCAACCUGGCCAGCAGCCGGGUGGCCAGGGCCAGGACAAGAAUUAAGCUGCGUACGCUUAGAGUGCGUACCGGUCGAAUGCUGAUCCCACCCGACUUCACUGCUGCUCCCCCUUCCAAACCCGUAAUAUGUUAAGAUUAUGAAUGCUAUAUAACCAUAUGUAUCAACUAUUCGAAAAAAAAAAUACAGAUUAACAAAAACUAGCGUUGAAGCUAUGUAGGACAAAUGAAAAACUAGGUUCGAUCACAGCUUAAUAGUAAAAGGCAGAAUACACACAAACACACUAAACCUAGCUGUAAUCAAGAAACUGAAGAAAUAAGAACAUUUAACCUAACGUAAUCGUAAAGAAAGCAGUAAACUAAACAUUUACCGAUUGCAUUGAAAUUCGAUAGAGUCUAUAUGUGUAUGUGUCCGUUUAAAACUUUAGGUUUUGGAUGGGUUUGAUUCCGGGUAUGGCGGUGUACUGCCGCCGUACAAAGAAUUACUGUUCUACACAAAACUGCGUUGAACCGUGAUGUGUGUUUCCUGCAAUAGUCGUCACAGCUACGGCGGGUUCGCUCAGAGAUCGCUAUCCCCCCCCGAAAGCGAGCUCCCUUUUGCAGUUUGAUAUUGGCGCUUCCAUUAGGACAAUCCAAUGCUAUUACAAUGAGUUCCAAUCUGGACUUCGGUAUAUGUGUUUAUCGAAUUAUAUGCUUUACCAAAUGAUGUACAAUUAGACAAUUCCAUUUAGAUAAAAUUGCAUACGAUUGAAUUAUUCACUGUUGAUUACUAAAUUUACUAAAUGAAUUGAUAUUACACCGUUAUAUAUUAUUAUAUUUAUCAUUUCAUUUACUCCACCAUAAACACCUACUUUCCUACGUAAGAAAAAUGGCCAUUUUUCUUCUGCAUUUAUGAUAUUACUGUACUUAAUGCAAAUCGUAUGUCCCAUUCUUUAUUUUCAUAAGCUUCUUUUUACUUUCUUUAACAAGUUCAUCAAAACAAAAAAAAGAACAGACGCUAACAACGCAGGUUUUAGCUAAUGUUGCCGACGGAUAUUGGCGUUGGGACGUACGGGGAAAAGAUUGCCCGAGUUUGAAUUGGUUCGGCCCAGGUUAUGCAGGUUUUUGACCAGGAAGGUAAUUUUCAUACAGUAAAACUAUUGCUUUCUGAUGAUUUUUCACAACUAUAUGAUGUAUAAUAUUUAUGCUACCAUUAUAUAAACCUGUGUACUGAUGCGUUUAUCUUAUCAAACCAUACACAAUUUGCAAUUGAAUGACACAUUUAGCUUUCCUAAAUGCAUUGAUUUUCUGAUAUCAAAGUGUUGUUCUACCGUUGCAUUGAAACUACAUUGACACAAAAAAAAACAAAAAAAUGGUCAACAUUCUUAUACCAAAUGGACUCCUAUUGAUUGAUGUGUGUAAUUUUUUUGGUAAUCAUCGGAAUUGUUUAAAUCUGCAACAGCUAAAGUGUGUAAUUCGAUUGCCCUCUCGAGAAAAGGAGCAUCGCCUAGUGUGGUGAACAAAUCGGCAUGGAAACCGUCCGGUUUGUUGUGGAACAGUGAAGAAUCAAACACAUACUACAGCGUUCUCAGUAUCGUUAUCGUACUUUUGUGUGAUUAACAGUCCAAUAGAAACUCGGUAAAAAACAGAAACAAUGAAGAAUGAACAAUAGUAAAACAAACAAACAAGCAAAGACACUUUAUUCAAAAGUGAAAAUAACAAAACCAGAGAAGCCAAACAGAAAACGAACAGAGUUCAGAAGACAGUUUUUAACAAACAAGAAUACAGUGAAUUCAAAGGGCAAGAAAAGUGACUGGGUGAGCAAUUUCUCGAAGGACUCCUUCCUGUAAAGAAGGCCAAGCAAGACAGGAAAAGAAGAAAUGAUGACGGAGUGUGAACACAAGGUGAGAUUGUAUCGAAAUUGCGUUACAUGUAAAUGAUUUUGGUUUUAUUUUCUGCUAUUUGAUUACUUGUCACACCUAAACUGCGUAUUACAGUCCUGUAUAUGCAACCAUAUAAUAAACUUAAAUAAAUGAAAUAAUGUGUGUAGCUAAGGGUUCAUUAAUUCCGUAAACAUAGACAUGAGAACACUACCUUCAAAAAACUAGAUUAUCCAAUAACAUAUUUUAGUAGUAAGAUACCGAUUUUUAUCUACCACCUAUUUUGCACAUUAUAUGAGGCAGAAACUUUUAUCUCAAUAUGGUUCUCACUGCUCCAAAAAGCAUCAAUGAAUGUACAUUCUUUUAUUUUCUAUGUCACUGCAAUCUAUUCCAAAUGAUCAUCUGAAUAAAUUUCGAACACUGAUAAGAUUCACUUAUUCUAGAUAGGAAUAAAGAAAAAAAUACAGUGUACAGUGUGAAAAGGCUUCUGCCGUCGUGUGUCGGUAAGAGGAUCUCAUCCAUCGCAGCUAUCAGCAUAGAAAGCCGGAAGUGAACCCGUCAUCCAACCGGAAGGAGUCACCGACCAGACAAAAAGUGGUGUGGGUGGUACACUCACAACACAUCACGACCAGCAAAUUCUUUGAUUUAAAACCGAAACAUAUGCCUACCUACAUAUUAUCUUUAGUAGUGAUCUCGUCUUUUUUUUUAUUGAGUUUACAGUGUAUCAUUUUGUCUGUGUGCAGUCCGACAAGCAAUACACUCGAUCAGGCGAUUUUUUCUCCUGAUGUGGAGAGCAAGCCUGUGCAGACUGGUACGGACACAGUGGCAUGGAAGUAUCUUUUCUUGUUUGGGAAUAAAUACAGCUGUUCGUCAUACCCUGA